UCGAAGGCUCCCUGCCGUAGACCGCGGUUUGGCACGAACCGAUCGAACAAUUUCAUCGCGUUUCCUAACAAGCGCCAGCAAGUCUGUCUAAACACGGAGAAAUGGCUUUACCUUCUUCUAUCGAUCAGUCGUUGAUCCUACUCGGCGUUUUCUUGCUUCCCCUCAACCUUCUCUCUUUCAUCUAUGGCUCCCUCCGGCGUACCGAUGGGCGGGAAGCUCGAUACUUCCGACCAGCAAUCAUUUCCGCUUUUCUCAUCUCUCUUUCGACGAUCCUUGCCCUCUCCGAACUCGAUCCUUCCCCGUUGAAGCAACCGAUCUCAGAGUUGAACGAGAUGAAGGCCCAGGUCACCAAAUUGGAGCUCCUUUUGGAGGAAAAAAAUAUGCUCUUAAAUUCAAGAAUUCUUGAAAUUGAAAAGAGCAAAAAGUUGAUUGAGGAGAUGGAUGGGAAGAUUGAAUUUCUGCAGAGAACAUUGAAUGAUGUUAAGGUCUCAUAUGGUGGGACCUCAGUUUUUGAUGAAAAGAUUAAAGUUAUGUAUGACGAGGUGCAGCAACUGUUGGAUGAGUCUAGAAGGAAUAACUUCAAUAUUCAUGUUUCAGAGUCCAAAACAUGGGAAGCAGAGAAAAAAGUGGAAGAAGUAGCUUCGAAAGUUGAACAGAUGCAGAACAUUAUUAACGAGCAGUGGAUUCAGAUCCAGCAACUUGAGCAAUCACUUCAAAUGACAAAGGUAAUGGCAUCAAGGGUAAAUAAUAAAGCCCGAUCUGAUGGUUACAAGAAAAAAAAGUCUAAUGGCUGUCUAAUGUCAAGGCUUAGAAGAAGCAUGGCUAAACAUUCUCAUUCAAAGCCAGUUGGGUUACCUGAUUCUUUUUUUCUGGGCGGUUCUAUAUCAAGGUCCUCUUUACUUAAAGCAUCCAAUCAAUUUAAGGGAAUUAUCUCAGCUGCACGAAAGAAGCAUCAUGAGCUUCAAUGCACAGUAAAACGAGCUAUGAAAAUGAAUGAUUACACUGCACCUUUAGCUCAUAGUGAGCUUGUUUUUUUCGUGGCUUCUACUAUACUCAUAUUUCCCUUGAUGAUGGCUUGGCUCUUAUGUUCAUCAGUUGUUGACUAACCAGAACAAUAAACAACUGAACAGGCUUCAGCUAUUGCUUACAGCUUAAAUAGGUAAAGUGUUAAAAGUCUUGUUUUCCUUCUUUUUGUGCUAUGUAGCGUGAUUGCCAAAGUAUCAUUGUUGUACGUGGCCUUAAAGAAGCAAUCGUAAUAAUAGAAAUUUUUUUCUGAAUAAAAUGAUGACGUUAAGCUCCUUGUAUAUAUAUGAUUUUUCAAUGUUAAGUGUUAAAGCUCUUUGUCUGUUUGUAUAUC
This is a messenger RNA of Dendrobium catenatum, 1357 nucleotides long. RefSeq lists its product as uncharacterized. NCBI's taxonomy places the organism in Eukaryota, Viridiplantae, Streptophyta, Magnoliopsida, Asparagales, Orchidaceae. Bases 102 to 1106 code for a protein of 334 amino acids. The transcript has 9 exons. The record is from RefSeq and is a predicted model, not a curated record.